AUGCUUUUUACGCGCACAUGCUCGCCAUUCCGCAUAGUAACUAGGGGCACAGCUCUCAAGGUGUUGAAUCCGCUACGCAGCCACAGCGUCGGCAAAAUGGCCGACAACAACGACGCUUCGUCACCUCUCCGUGAAUGGAUCAUGCCUGAUAAGAAUGGCAAGCAUCUGACUGGCCUUCUGGUGCGUAAUUCGCUGGCGGCGGACGCCAAGGUGGAGUUCGUUCCCGAGAAAGGCAGACGCAUCAACUGGUACUGCUGCGGUCCAACCGUGUACGACACGGCGCAUCUGGGACAUGCAAGGACUUACGUCGCCUGUGACACAAUCAGGAGCAUCCUAGAACGGUACUUCAACUACGACGUUCACCUCGUGAUCAACGUAACCGACAUUGACGACAAAAUCAUACAACGAGCGAACGCGGAGCAAUGCGAAUUUAAAGAGUUGGCAAGCAAAUGGGAACACGAAUUCUGGGAAGACAUGGCCAAGAUCGGGGUGGAACCGCCGAACGUCAUCACCAGGGUCAGCGAGUUCCUGCCGGAAAUCAUAGAUUACAUCGAAACAAUUAUCAAAAACGGCUACGCUUACGAAUCCGACGGCAGCGUCUACUUCGACAUAGAGGCCUUUAGGACGAACGAGGCACACGUAUAUGCAAAAUUGGAACCCACCAGCUUCAAUGACCUUGGACGGAUAGCGGACGGAGAAGGUGCGCUCGGGGAGACGUCAAUGCAUAAGAAGUCUUCGCACGAUUUCGCUUUGUGGAAAAAGGCGAAACCGGACGAACCCUUCUGGCCAAGUCCCUGGGGAAAUGGCAGGCCGGGAUGGCACAUUGAGUGCAGCGCCAUGUGCUCCACUGUCUUCGGCAAGGACUCAAUCAUAGAUAUACACUCUGGAGGAAUUGACCUCAAGUUCCCCCACCACGACAACGAAAUUGCGCAAUCGGAGGCAUUCAGCGACCGCAACCGCUGGGUCAACUACUUCGUACAUUUCGGGCAUCUGCACAUCCAGGGGCUGAAAAUGAGCAAAAGUCUCAAGAAUUUCAUAUCAAUAAAGGAGCUACUCAAUAGAUAUAACCGAAGGCAGCUCCGCAUUCUUUUCCUUACGUCGAGAUACGAUGGAACGCUGAACUACAACCCUGGGCCACAGGGCAUGGCGGAAGCUGUUGCCAUCGACGAAACCCUUUUCAACUUCUUCUCCCUCUUGAAUUCCAGACUCGACAAGAGAGCAAACGUGCAAAAGUUGGGAGAAAACGACCGCAAGUUGGCCGCAGAAUUUGACACCUUGAAAGAAACGAUACACGCGGCAUUCUUGAACAAUUUCGACACUCCAAAGGUGUUGAAAGCGAUAUGCGGCUUCAUAGGUAGCCUGAACUCGUACCUUUCUACACCGAAUGCCUCCCUUAAGCAUGCACAAGGAAUCAGUUUCAAAAAUUACCUCUACAAAAUUCUAGAGGUGUUGAAAAUAGUGGAGCCGGGCCAGGAAUAUGGUGUUGAAAAGUCAAGCGAAGGCACAACGUCUGGGCCUUUGCUGGACCACCUGGUGUCCUUAAGGGCUAAGACGCGGCUAUUUGCGCAAGAAUGCAUGAAGACUAAACAAGUCGACGUCAGCAAGACCAUCGAACUUCUGAAAAGUUGCGACAAAGUUAGGGACGAACAAUUGCCGGAACUAGGAAUCCUGCUCGAAGAUCGAGACGACGGCGAUUGCGUGGUGAAAUUUAAAUCCAAGGACGAACAGCUGAAAGAUAACCAGCGAAAGGAGGAAUUAAAACAGCAGCGUAUUCAGCAGGAGAAACAACAAGAAGAGUUGCUGAAAACGCAUCCAUCCGAAUUCAUUGCACGCAAGUUCCCUGGGAAGUUCAGCAAGUUCGACGAUCAGUUCCUGCCUACACACUUGGCUGAUGGCAACCCGGUUUCAAAAUCUGAAAGGCAGUCACUUUCAAAGGUGCUCGACAAACACACGAAGCAAUAUCUGAAACGACAGGAAAACUCAAAGUAG
This is a messenger RNA of Babesia bigemina, 1989 nucleotides long. RefSeq names its product cysteinyl-tRNA synthetase, putative. The coding region runs from base 1 to 1989 and encodes 662 amino acids. The record is from RefSeq and is a predicted model, not a curated record. Gene Ontology annotation, biological process: cysteinyl-tRNA aminoacylation. Gene Ontology annotation, molecular function: ATP binding; cysteine-tRNA ligase activity. Gene Ontology annotation, cellular component: cytoplasm. NCBI's taxonomy places the organism in Eukaryota, Apicomplexa, Aconoidasida, Piroplasmida, Babesiidae. The transcript has 9 exons.